This is a messenger RNA of Hippoglossus stenolepis (Pacific halibut), 770 nucleotides long. RefSeq names its product parvalbumin beta. Gene Ontology annotation, molecular function: calcium ion binding. The transcript is spliced from 5 exons. Lineage: Eukaryota; Metazoa; Chordata; Actinopteri; Pleuronectiformes; Pleuronectidae. Gene Ontology annotation, cellular component: cytoplasm; nucleus. The coding region runs from base 171 to 500 and encodes 109 amino acids. The record is from RefSeq and is a predicted model, not a curated record.
ACAUUUUUUCGAAACCCAUGCAUCUUGGUACCUGAUACUGAGACGCAAAGCUCUGUAAAUGGUGUUGCUCGUGGAUAUAUAAGAGAGAGGGAUCGGAGUCUUGGGGCAUUCACUCGAGUCACUCUUGGUUUUCACUCGCCUCAACGCAGCUCAAAGAAUCAGAAUAGAAAAUGGCCCUCGCCGCUAACCUCGAUGCUGGAAAGGUGAAAGCCGCCCUGGACGGCUGCGCAGCUGCUGAUUCCUUCAAUUACAAGAAGUUCUUCGCCGCCUGUGGCCUGGCCAGCAAGAGCGCUGAUGAGAUCAAGGUUGCCUUCGGCAUCGUUGACCAGGAUGCCAGUGGCUACAUUGAGGAGGAAGAGCUGAAGCUGUUCCUGCAGAACUUCUCCGCAAGUGCCAGAGCACUCACCGACAAGGAGACCAAGGAAUUCCUUGCCGCUGGUGACAGUGAUGCUGAUGGCAAGAUCGGAGUCGAUGAGUUUGCUGUCCUUGUUAAGGCAUAAUAAUUUCCAUUGACCGGGAUCAACCUCUUUUCACGGAACUGCGAACGCCUUGCAAGAUUCAGUAAUCAUCAGCUGAAAGAAUAUUUUUUAUAUCUUAUUUAUGAGUUGCCUGCGGAAUAUUUCUCAACAUGGAACACAUAUUUUACUGUUAAUGUUAUUCAGGUGUGUUAUAUGUUCUGAAAAAUGACUUGUGCAAACUGUACAACACCAUCUGCAGAUCUGAGGAUGAGUGAAAAACCAGGAAUAAAUACUCUUUUGGUGUAAAGUCAA